This is a messenger RNA of Aspergillus candidus, 1572 nucleotides long. Its product is annotated as Zn(II)2Cys6 transcription factor. The transcript has 3 exons. The record is from RefSeq and is a predicted model, not a curated record. The coding region runs from base 1 to 1572 and encodes 523 amino acids. NCBI's taxonomy places the organism in Eukaryota, Fungi, Ascomycota, Eurotiomycetes, Eurotiales, Aspergillaceae. Gene Ontology annotation, molecular function: DNA-binding transcription factor activity, RNA polymerase II-specific; zinc ion binding. Gene Ontology annotation, biological process: regulation of DNA-templated transcription.
AUGCAGCACCGAAGAGCCGGAAGGCCCAAAUCUCGUAACGGGUGCAGCACCUGCAAAGCUCGCCACGUCAGGUGCGACGAAGAAAGACCAGCCUGCGGACAAUGCGUCAGUACCGGCCGCAAAUGUGACGGAUACACUCCUGGCAUCACCCAGAAACAACUGCACGAAAAUGUCCUGGCCGCCUACCAGCACCGUGUCCCUCCCAACCCCGACAAUCGGAUUGCAGUCUACCAAGGCACUCCCAAGGAAAGGGAGUAUGUACACACCUUCUGCACAUUAACCUCCCCCGUCUUUUCGGGGUUCUUUGUCUCCGAACUCUGGGAUCAUCUUCUUCCACAGCUGAGUCACACCGAGCCAGCUGUCCGUCACGCCAUCACGGCUGUCGCCGCCGCCCACCGGCAAUAUAUUGCAGGAUCCCAGGGCAGCGAGGAGGAAUUCAUUCUGCAGCAGUACAACCGAGCCAUUCGUGUCUUGGUCGACGGCCACCCGUCCACGGCACAGAGAACGCAAACCAGCCAGCCAAACCUCACCCUAGUGAACUGCUGUCUGUUCGCAUGCCUGGAGAUGCUCCACUCCAACCACCAGCAGGCCCUCGACCAUGUCGACGCCGGGCUGCAGCUUAUGUGGCAGGACCAAAGCGCCCACAGGGGCCCAGGCAAUCUCCCAGUCCUUGACCUCGAGCUAUGGGAUCUUUUUUGCCGGCUACAUAUGGAUCUCACGAUGUUUGGGCGCAGAACAUGGCCACUGGUGGUGGGAAGCAAUGAAGUCCAUAUACCACGCUCCUUCGGCGAUAUCACGCAGUCGCGGCGAAAUCUGACCAAGCUGAUGAACAAGACGAUGAUGGCUUCGCCGAACACGAACCUGCAGCCCCUGCUACUCCAUCCGGACAUGCGUGAGCACGACCAAGGGUUUCUUCAGUCCCAGCGUGAGCUGAUGACUCACCAGUCAAUGUACGCAGCGUGGUCAGACACAUUCAACCGAUUUUUGCAAACACGACAGGGCAAAGCCGCUGACCAGCGCUCUGUGCUUGCGUUGCGCAUCGACCACCACUUCGCCAUCCUGUGGACUCUUUCCACCACUGCUAUGAGUGAGAUGGAGUACGACAGGUAUGAUGCACAUUUCGAGAAUAUAGUCCGCAUGGCCAAGGGUCUAUUGCAUCUUGAGCGGUCGGCUCAAAAUGGUGUCUCUGAAAUGAGACCCUUCUGUCCUGAGCCAGGUGUUCUGCGCGCUUUACAAUUGACCGCCACCAAAUGUCGAGACCCCUUGCUGCGACGGGAAGCCCUCCGCAUCAUGUCAGAUAAUCCCCGGAAAGAGAGCGUAUGGGAUUGGAGGCGGUCGGUCCGGCUCGGCAAAUUCUUCACUCGUGUCGAAGAAGCUGAGCUACGGGAUUUACCGGUGAAGCACCGAGUGCCAGGGGAGCGGAACAGGAUCGUACAUUACCAAUCGUGGGACAACUGGGAAGCCAGUGAGACUCGGGUUCAGCUGUGGCUCUGGUCGGACUGGUCCAGACUCCAGGAGACAGGGUCUGGCCCUUCCAGGUUGAAACCUAGGUACCCUGCCCACGAGGUGUGA